UUCCCCCUUUAUCUCCACAGAUUUCUCAGAGGAGAAUGGGUGUAAGAAAUCAAUCCACAGUGACUGAGUUUCUUUUCACAGGAUUAACAGACCAACCAGAACUUCAGCUGCCUCUCUUCUGCCUCUUCUUAGGGAUUUAUAUGGUCACAGCCAUGGGAAACCUAGGCAUGAUCCUGAUAAUCAGGUUGAGUUCUCAACUCCACAAGCCCAUGUACUAUUUCCUUAGUAGUUUGUCUUUUAUAGAUUUCUGCUAUUCUUCUGUCAUUACCCCCAGAAUGCUGGCAGGGUUUUUAUGCAGAGAUAAAGCUAUAUCCUAUUCUGGAUGUAUGAUCCAGCUGUUUUUCUUCUGUAUUUUCAUCAUUUCUGAGUGCUACAUGCUGGCAGCAAUGGCCUAUGACCGCUAUGUCGCCAUCUGCAGCCCCCUGUUCUACAACGUCAUCAUGUCCCCCAGGGUCUGCUCUCUGCUGGUCACUGCUGUCUUCUCAGUAGGUUUUACUGAUGCUAUGAUUCAUGGUGGCUUUAUGUUAAGGUUGACUUUCUGCGAAUCAAACAUCAUUAAACAUUAUUUCUGUGACAUCGUUCCUCUCAUUAAACUCGCGUGUUCCAACACUUAUAUUGAUGAGCUUUUGAUUUUUGUCAUCGGAGGAUUUAACAUGGUAGCCACCAGCUUGAUCAUCAUCACUUCAUAUGCUUUUAUCCUCUCCAGCAUUUUCCACAUCCAUUCUAAAGAAGGUCGGUCCAAAGCCUUCAGCACCUGCAGCUCCCACUUGACAGCUGUCCUUGUAUUUUAUGGGUCGCUCAUGUCCAUGUAUCUCAAACCUGCUUCCAGCAGUUCACUCACCCAGGAGAAAGUGUCCUCAGUAUUUUAUACCAAUGUGAUUCCCAUGUUGAAUCCUCUGAUAUAUAGUCUGAGGAACAAGGAAGUAAAAAACUCAUUGAUGAAACUCUUAAGAAGAAAAAUAUCUUCAUAAUGAAAAUGC
Odocoileus virginianus texanus is the source of this 980-nucleotide messenger RNA. Its product is annotated as olfactory receptor 8D4. The record is from RefSeq and is a predicted model, not a curated record. Gene Ontology annotation, cellular component: membrane. Gene Ontology annotation, molecular function: olfactory receptor activity; odorant binding; G protein-coupled receptor activity. Gene Ontology annotation, biological process: sensory perception of smell; G protein-coupled receptor signaling pathway. NCBI's taxonomy places the organism in Eukaryota, Metazoa, Chordata, Mammalia, Artiodactyla, Cervidae.